This is a messenger RNA of Monosiga brevicollis MX1, 1401 nucleotides long. RefSeq lists its product as uncharacterized. The transcript is spliced from 4 exons. Gene Ontology annotation, biological process: C-terminal protein deglutamylation; proteolysis; protein side chain deglutamylation. The coding region runs from base 1 to 1359 and encodes 452 amino acids. Gene Ontology annotation, molecular function: metallocarboxypeptidase activity; zinc ion binding. The record is from RefSeq and is a predicted model, not a curated record. Lineage: Eukaryota; Choanoflagellata; Craspedida; Salpingoecidae.
AUGGCGACCACCGGUGAAAUGCAAGCGCGGGCUGGUCUGUUGGACCCUGCUGCCAACGUGUACUUUAGCAGCGUGUUCGACUCUGGGAACGGAGUGUUGAUGGGUGGCGAGGUGCCUGAAUCUGGUCCCGUCGUUGCUCGCGUCUCGAUUGCUAAGGAACCGUUUACGGAAGGCACCGACAAGCGUCAUCACAAACAAUGGUUCUACUUUCAGCUGAGCAACGUCUUGGGUCGGGCCUGUCAGGUGGAGUUGCACGUUGGGGAGACGAGCUACCCUGAUGCAUGGACGGGCUACUGGGCCACCUACAGCAUUGAUCAAGUGAAUUGGCUGCGCGCCCCAACCCAGUACGACGCAGAACGCCUGACGGUGACAUUCAACGUGGAAGCAUUGACCGCCAACCGCGUUUACUUUGCAUACUUUACCCCUUAUGCCUACGAGCAGCACCGCCAGCUGGUGGCUGAGGUGGUGCAGGGACUUGGCAAGGUGCCGGCCUUUCAGGCACAGCACGAAGUGGUGGCUCAGUCCGUUCAGGGGCGCGACAUUGACCUUUUCCGCUUUGGCACUGGGCCUCUCCAAGUCUGGAUCAUCGCCCGCCAGCACCCGGGCGAAUCAAUGGCUGAGUGGUACAUGCAAGGCCUUUUGAAGGAGCUGUUGGCAGCAGACCCGGCAGGUGACAUUGCUGCUCUGCUUCAGCAAGUGACCCUCAACUUGGUACCCAACAUGAAUCCCGACGGCAGCUUCCUGGGCCAUCUACGCACCAACGCUGUGGGCGCCAACCUGAACCGCGAGUGGGGCGCCACGGGCGACUAUGCUGCGCCUACACUCGAGCGCUCGCCUGAAGUUUACGGUCUCUGCCAAAAGCUGGAGCGUGUUGGCUGUGAUCUCUUUAUGGACGUUCACGGUGAUGAGGAACUGCCUCAUAUCUUUUUCGCUGGCACUCAGGGUGUGCCACGCUGGUCGCCGCGCCUGGCAGUGCUCUACCACCAGUUCACAGCAGCGCAGCUCAAGGCGAGCCCGCACUUUCAAACCAAGCAUGGCUAUGGCAAUGAUGAGCCUGGCAAGGCUAACCUGGCCAUCUGUGGUGAUGCGGUGGCGCAGCGCUACGACUGCCUGGCCGUCACUCUUGAGAUGCCGUUCAAGGCCGUGCUCCGCGAACCCGAUAUGGUCCGCGGCUGGAACCCGGAGCGCAUCCAUGCCUUUGCUGCCACCCUCUUCCCUACUCUGACGCAGGUGGCCCCGAUGCUGCGAGCCGAGUUUCCCUUCCCAAAUGUUGAAUGUAACCCCGCUCAGCUGCCCGACUGGACGCAGCCCGGGUAUGAAAACCCCCCGAGCGAAGAGGUCUGGCCCACAACUGCGUAAAGAAGAGCCUGAAUCGAGCUGGCAUUGCGCCUCCCGGAGCGU